AUGUCGCCUCCUACUGAGCUCGACUGCCUCAUCAUCGGGGCCGGAUUCGGAGGAUGUUACCAACUCAAGCUUCUGCGUGAUGCAGGUUUCUCGACCAAAAUUGUCGAUGCUGCGUCUAGCAUCGGAGGCGUGUGGGCAUGGAACAAGUACCCCGGAGCACGCGUCGAUGUGGAAAUGCCAUAUUAUGGUUACUCCGACCCGGCUGUCUGGUCGACAUGGAACUGGACAGAGCGUUACCCUGGCCAAGUCGAGAUCUCGGCAUAUUUUGAACAUGUUGCCAAAGUCUGGGAUCUUCAUAAGGAUGUCCAGCUCGGCGUGAGAAUCGUCAGCGCAACGUAUGUUCAAAAUGAGAACGGGCCUCGAUGGGAAGUGGUUGCACAGAAUGGAGACAGCUAUGUGGCAAAAUAUCUCAUUUGCGGAACUGGCACUUCGUUCAAGCGACACAUCCCACCUUGGGAAGGCUUCGACAGCUAUCAAGGAACAAUCCACCACUCUUCCCUCUGGCCAGACGGCGUUGAUCUGCGCAACAAACGCAUCGCUAUCAUCGGAGCCGGCUCAACUGGCGUCCAAAUAGUCCAAGAAUCAGCCAAAGUAUCAUCCAAGGUUACGCAUUUCAUCCGCACACCCAACAUAGCACUACCCAUGCGUCAACGCCAAAUCUCGCGGGAAGAACUCUACGCCUACAAACCCAUUUUCCAGCACGUCCUCUCAGCUUGCCGCACAACCCCCGCUGGUCUUCCCACGACAAACACCGGAAUCAAAACAUUCGACAUCAGCGAAUCCGAGCGCCGCGAAUUAUUCGAGGAAAUGUGGGAGCGAGGAGGCUUUAACUGGUCCAUCGGCGGACUUGCCGACACAUUGACAGAUGAAGCAGCGAACCGAGCAGCAUACGAUUUCUGGGCAGAGAAGACACGACCUCGAAUCAAGAAUCCUCAAAAGCGUGAUCUCUUGGCUCCACUGGAACCCCCGUAUUAUAUUCUGACGAAACGCCCGAGUCUGGAGCAGGACUAUUACGAGAUGAGUGAUCGGGAUAAUGUUGAUAUUACGAAUUCGCCUAUUCAACGAUUUACCAAGACUGGAAUCGAGACUGCGGAUGGGAAGUCUGAAGAUUUCGAUAUUGUGGCGAUAUGCACAGGCUACGAUGCUGUAACGGGUGGACUUAUGACUAUGAAUAUCAAAGGUGCGAAUGGAGAGUACCUGCACGAGAAAUGGCGCGACGGUGUCACAACUUUCCUCGGUCUCACAGUCGAAGGCUUCCCCAAUAUGUUUAUGCUUUAUGGACCACAAGCCCCAACAUCUCUAACUAACGGCCCACCUUUCCUCGAGCUCGAAUGCGAAUGGGUACGAGACGUUCUCGAGCGAAUGCGAACAGAAAAUCUCUCGACGAUCGAUGCGAAGCGCGAGAAAGCCGAAGCAUGGCGAGACCAAGUGCUACAGCUUGCUGAAGGGACACUUGCUAUUCAUACGAAUUCUUGGUACAUGGGCGCCAACGUACCAGGCAAAAAGCGAGAGUAUCUGCUUUAUCUUGGAGGUGUUCCAAUGUGGCAUGAUGCAUGCCGUGAAGCGAUUAAAGAUUGGGAAGGGUUUCGUGUUGAGCAGGCAAAACUGUGA
Messenger RNA from Cercospora beticola, 1611 nucleotides. RefSeq names its product flavin-containing monooxygenase. Gene Ontology annotation, molecular function: NADP binding; flavin adenine dinucleotide binding; N,N-dimethylaniline monooxygenase activity. The record is from RefSeq and is a predicted model, not a curated record. NCBI's taxonomy places the organism in Eukaryota, Fungi, Ascomycota, Dothideomycetes, Mycosphaerellales, Mycosphaerellaceae.